AUGAGUGUCACCAACUGCGCUAUUGCAUUUCUUCUCUCCAUGACGACCUAUCGAGAGACUCAGAGACGCUUAGUGUUUAUCGAAGAGAGCCUUGAAAAUAACUACAGUAUUUUUAAUGUCGCGGGAAUUAAGGGAUUCCCGAACCCAGACACGCCUUUAAAAAUACAUAAAGCAGCGAGCAAAAUGAUAGCCUCUGGCACUUCGCUUUCGGCCUAUUGUUCGAACCAACUAGUAGCCAAACAAAUUAUAAGAGAAGUAACUUCAGAAUUGAAAGAUAUCACACAUGAGUCGCACGUGGGAAUGAUCGAAAGAGGACCUCUGUACGAAAAAUGCUGGAAAUAUAUAGAGUCCAAGACAAAAGAAAAUGAAAUAAACCCACAGACUGCUCACGAAUUUGUUAGGAAAUCGGAAACUGACAUCAACCAAAUAUGCACAGAUAGCCAUAUAAACAGCCUCGUUGUUGAGAGAGCCUUGGUAUUGAUUGGAAAUCACAGAUGUCUCGGCCCCGAGGACUUGGAAUUACGAAUUAAAUUCACAGCUGACAACCAUUUUAACAUGGCCGAAGCUCUUUUUGGUGGCCAAUUCUUCAUGGGUAAGGCAGAAAUUGGAGUUGAAAAAAUGGCACUAGGUUGGUUUCAGGGCCAUCUUCACCUUUUCAAGCUUGAGUUCCGUCGAGAUGGUAUAUGGCAUCCAGUAACGGAUAUCAAGCAUUUAAAAAACAACGGAAGAGCCAUAGCUUCUUUUAUGUGGAAAAAUAGUGAAGGGUUACGAGCUUUUAAACGCUACAUCGUAGGACUGCGAAAAUCCAGCAACCAUGUCUCAAGAAAUCUUGAUACCGGCAGUCAUUCCCAACAAAAUAGGCUAGGAAAUCCGGAUCCAAAAGCAUUGAAGCAAAACAUGAUUGAAGGCUUAUCCAUGGAACCUGCAAACGGAAAACUAGGAUGUCUAGAAUCAAAACAUACUAAGAUUCCAGAAAAGAAAAAGAACCGAAUUUUACAAAAAUUACGUAUUUCUCAUAAUUAG
Blumeria graminis f. sp. triticale is the source of this 1023-nucleotide messenger RNA. NCBI's taxonomy places the organism in Eukaryota, Fungi, Ascomycota, Leotiomycetes, Helotiales, Erysiphaceae. The record is from the annotation of a GenBank genome assembly.